Rhodotorula graminis WP1 is the source of this 803-nucleotide messenger RNA. RefSeq lists its product as uncharacterized. Bases 1 to 738 code for a protein of 245 amino acids. NCBI's taxonomy places the organism in Eukaryota, Fungi, Basidiomycota, Microbotryomycetes, Sporidiobolales, Sporidiobolaceae. The transcript is spliced from 7 exons. The record is from RefSeq and is a predicted model, not a curated record.
AUGGCUUCCUCCACCAAGCGCACCCUCGCCAUCAUCCUCGGCGCUGGCCCCGGUACGGGCGCAGCUCUGGCCAAAGCCUUUGCCAAGACGCACGGGGCCGUCGCUUUGCUCGCUCGGAACCAGGACAAGCUCGCGAGCCUCGUGGCCGAGGUCGAGCAGGCCGGCGGCGAGGCGUCACCUUUCACCUGCGACGUUACUCAGCCGGCGUCGGUCGACGAGGCGUUCAAAAACAUCAAGCACAAGUUCCCCGAGCACAGCGUGACGGCCGCCAUCUUCAACGCCAACUCGCCGCUCAACCCGGGCCCGUUCCUCGAGCUCAAGGAGGACGACCUGCGCCCCAACGUCGAGCUCAACCUGUACGGCGCCUUCCGCUUCUCGCAGAAAGUCCUGGCUCUGCUGCUCGAGGCCGGCGGCGGCUUCUACGGCAUCUCGGGAGCGACUGCUUCGGUCAAGGGCUCGGCCAAGUUUGCGGCCUUUGCGCCGAGCAAGGGCGCCCUGCGCCUCUUCAGUCAGUCUCUCGCUCGCGAGUUCGGCCCGCAAGGCGUGCAUGUCGCGCACGUCGUCGUCGACGGCAUCAUCGACACGGAGCGGACGCGUGGAUGGGUCGGCGAGCCCGAGGACGCAGACUCGCGCAUCGACGCCGCCGACCUCGCUCAGGCGUUCGUCUACCUCUCGCAGCAGCCCAAGAACUGCUGGACUCACGAGAUGGACGUGCGCCCGGCGGCCGAGAUCUUCUGAGCGACGUCGCCCUUCCUUUUCCUCUCUCUCCCUACGAGCUGUAAAGUCAGUGCCCCUUCAAAGCG